AUGUUUUUAGCAUCAAAAGGAUUUAAAAAGGAAGAUCUUAUUAUUGUUGCCCAAGAAAUUGGCGAAGUAUUACCUCAAAAAGCUACUGUAGCGGAUCUGAAAACGAUCAUUUUGAAAAUGAUUCUUAAAAAUAUAAAAUCUCUUAACAGGUGCGAUUCGCAAGUCGGUAGAAUCGGUGGCAAACAGCAAAUAAAUUUAGGUGGCCGCUGUUGGUUUUUAGGGACAGUUAUUCACGAAUUAGGACAUGCCCUUGGAUUCUACCACGAACAUAACAGAUCAGACAGAGAUGAUUAUUUAAUCGUUUACAAAGAAAACGUACGAGAAGGUGAUGAACACAAUUUCAACAAGAUUGCUCCACACCAAAAUAUCUUGUACAACAACUACGACUAUGACUCAAUUAUGCACUAUGGUAACGUAUCCAUGUCCAAAAAUUCAAAACAAACCAUGGAAGCCAUAAAUGGACAUCCAUUGAAAGAACCUUUCGAGAAACCAGGAAUGACUGAAAGUGAUAUCGAAAGAGUCAAGAAAAUGUACCACUGUGCUUAGUUUGUAUCGAAACAAUAUUACGAUUGUUAACACGAUAUGAUUAAUAACUAAAUAAACUAAUAAACUUAAUAUGACUAAUGAAAUAAAUUUAUCUU
Molecule: messenger RNA, 641 nt
Organism: Parasteatoda tepidariorum (common house spider)
Lineage: Eukaryota; Metazoa; Arthropoda; Arachnida; Araneae; Theridiidae
Source: RefSeq, a predicted model, not a curated record